AUGCCUCUGCUUGCAGUGGCGGGACGGCCCUUUGUGGAUCACUGCCUGCAAGGCUUCAAUGUGUCUCUGUUUGCCUAUGGGCAGACCUCCGCUGGCAAGACCCACACCAUGACCGGCAACCUCAGAGAACCAGGCCAGGUUGGACUGGCACCGAGGCUACUUGAGCUUCUGUUCCUCCAGAUCUCUGAGGCAGAAGGCAAGGAGGGUCCAGACAAGCUCAAAUUCACUGUGAGGGCGUCCUACCUGGAGCUGUACAAGGAGGUGAUCACGGACCUGCUGGGGCCUGCGGAUGGGGCAAGCCUGCAGCUCAGGGAAGAUGUGUGCAACGGAGUCUAUGUGGAAGGACUCACAGAGCGGGAAAUCCUCAAUGCGGGGGACGCGAUGGCGGUGGUGGAGGAGGGAACAGCGCGGCGGCGCACAAACGAGACGCGCAUGAACCAGGAGAGCAGCCGCUCACACGCCGUGCUCACCGUCUACAUCGAGUCCUGGUCCCGGGCAGACUCCGACGUCGAGUGUAUCCGCUCCUCUCGGCUCAACCUCAUCGACCUCGCAGGAAGCGAGCGGAACACGAGCAGCGGAGCCACCGGGGAGCGCCUAAAGGAGGCCUGCAGCAUCAACCAGUCGCUGACGACGCUGGGCCGAGUCAUCUCCGAGCUUGUAGACGCGCAACAGUCUGCGCAGGCCGGCGGCGGCCCGCGGCACAUCCCCUACCGGGACUCGAGGCUCACCUUCCUGCUGCAAGAUUCACUGGGUGGCAAUUCAAAGACGCUGAUCAUUGCAUGCGUGAGCCCGGCGGAGGCGCACGCGGCGGAGACGGCGUCCACGCUGGAAUUCGCGCAGCGUGCGAAGCGCAUUCGCAACCGCGCGCGCGUCAACCGCGACACGCGCGGCGACGAGCAGCUGCUGCGCCGCGAGAUCGAGCGCCUCAAGCGGUAA
Molecule: messenger RNA, 936 nt
Organism: Coccomyxa subellipsoidea C-169
Lineage: Eukaryota; Viridiplantae; Chlorophyta; Trebouxiophyceae; Coccomyxaceae
Product: kinesin-domain-containing protein
Exons: 7
Coding region: 1-936 (311 amino acids)
Biological process (GO): microtubule-based movement
Molecular function (GO): microtubule binding; microtubule motor activity; ATP binding
Source: RefSeq, a predicted model, not a curated record